GCUGUGCGCUGUGUGUGAGUAGAGGAAGUGUCCGCUCGCUCUGAGCGUGGAGCUUUAGCAUUAGCUUUAGCUCUUAGCAUCAGAUUUAGUCCGGGAAAUAAAUGAGUAAAUCUGCAUUUAGUCUGACUGUUUGUUAUUGUUGGUGUGGGCGCACCGUGACCCUUAGCACUGCCUCUUAAAGCCUCUAAAAGCCCACGUGGUUAGUGUUUAUUCAGAAGGCCUCCUACAAGCUUCUACACACCGGACCGGCGCUGUUGUUGUUAGCUCUUGUAUCAACACAUUUUCCACAGGUUGCGCCGUAAACUCAAAGGACUUUCAGCUGGGAGCGAACUUGGGGGUUGGAGGAAGUGUCCACGGACCAUUAUGUCUCUGUUAUCUGGCCGCUGGUGUUAGCUCGUUCUGUUGAGAGGCACCGGACAGUGUGCACCCCAGUGCUGCAUGUCCCCUGUUCUAUGGUGCUGCACUAGAGCCUGUCAGGGCCACUGCUUUCGCCUCAGUCUCAGAAGCAGUGCAUUUCUGUGAUGGAUCCAAGACAUCCUCCUAUGGGGCCUGACUGGGGUCCACCACCCCCUGGCUGGGGGGGACCUUGCCCAGACUGGGGCCCUCGUGGGGGCUGGCCUCCCCCAGAUGACUGGUGCCCUCCUCCUGGUGGCUGGGGACCCCGUGGACCCCCACCACCUGAUUUCUGGGGGCCUCGUGGGCCACCACCUGACUGGGGCCCUAGAGGGCCUCCAGGGUGGGGUCCUCACCCACCUCCGGACUGGGGCCCUGAGGACUGGAGAAGGGAGGAAGAGUGGCGCCGCUGGCAUGAAGAGUGUCGAGCCCGAGAUGCCUGGGGUCCACCAGGGGGACCACCAGGACCACCAGGGGGACCACCAGGGGGACCACCACCACCCUGGGACUUACCCCCAGAUCCAUGGGGCCCUGAGCCUCCUCCAUUGGGCCCACCACCUGCAGCCCUUCCCCCUCCAGGGCCCCAUCCGGAUUUACCUCCCCCAGGAGUACCUCCUAUGGGUGGCCCUCCACCAGGCUUACCUCUUCCAGGUGUGGGGUUACCUCCUCCUCCUGGGGUGCCUCCUCCAGGGAUUCCUCCUCCAGGGAUUCCUCCUCCAAUAGGUCCUCCUCCAGACUGUCCCCCACCCUUUGGCUUCCCGGGCUACCCUCCUGGGAGCUGGAGUGGAUCGAGUUCUGAGACCGACACAGAAAAGCCCAUCUGGAUUAAAGCACUGCUCUCUGCUCCUACCACCGCUGGAUCAAAGCCUGCUGAAGUGGACACUGUCACUGCUGUACCUGUACCUCCUCCUCCUCCAGGAACAGAGGCAGUGACUAAACCUCCAAAACCCAAGAAGGUCUCUAAACAUGUAGGCCUGCUGGGAAAACGUGUUUCUAAAGAACCUCCACCAGGCCGGUCCAUAGGUACAAUAUCUUACGUUGGGCCAUCAAGCGGCUACAUUGAGGGAGACGACAAGGAGAAGUACACCUUCACUAUUACUUCAUUUUUUGGGAAUCGCAAAGCAAUGGUGAAAGGAGUGAGAGUUCACUUCACGGCUGUUAAUGAAAGUAACAAGCACAUUGCCACAGACAUUAAGGUACCAGAUGGAGGGACAGCGGUUGUGGACCCUGAGAUCUACGAGGGCGUGGUGAGCCAGCCCCUAAAGGAGCCGGCGCCAGGCGAACGCCUUUGCCCCGGGCAGGUCAAUGUGACCAUCGGUAAACUCCUGACCAUCGUGACCUAUGAGAAGAAAGACUGCGAUGUCACUCUGCUGGAGGACGACCACAUCCUCCUGAACCUCCUCACCGACUUAGUCACAAACAAACGCAGAGCUACCAACAUCAGGCCCAAGAUCCCAGAGACCUUCAGCCACACGGGCGAGAUGCGGGAGAAGGCAAUAAUCCUGAGCCUGAGAAACCAAAGUGACGGUGUGAUCAAGUGCGAAGCUGGAGAGAUCCCUUUUGACAUCAAGGAAAACUUCAGCGAUGUGGAAUUUACGGAAGAAGACAUAAACGAAGAAGUGGAGUUCACCGUCAUUGAGCUCCAUGGAGUUAAGCGUGCCAUCCGGAUCCGCAGAGUCAGUGAGCCGCUGCUGUUCACUCUAAGUUCACUGGCCACCGAAGAGAUGGAGGAAGAGGAAGAAGAAGAGGAAGAGGUGGGGGCCCAGGCACAGGCAGUUAGAGAAGACCUGAGUGACCAACCACUGCAAAUGAGACCAGACAUCCCCCUGUCCAACUUUGAGCUGGACACAGAGCUGUAUGAGGGAGUUGUGAGCCAGCCCAUCAUCGAGGCCACGGCCACAACGAAGGGGUAUCCGGGUCAGAUUCACGCGAUGAUUGGAACAAACAAGACCAAUGUGACAUUUGACCACAGAGAUUGUGGAGUGACGCUGCUGAAGUACGACCAAGUGCUCAUGAACCUCCUCAUUGAUAAAACUAAGGGCAAGAAGAGAGCCGCUAACAUCAAGCCUAAAAUCCCGUUCACCUUCAACCACACCAAGGAGAAGAGGGAGAAGGGCGUCAUCAAAAAGCUGGGUGCAGUACAAGGCACCCUAAUUUCUGAGGAACAUGGAAACAUCCCAUUUGAUAAAAAGGAGAACUUCAGCGACACAGAGUUCAGCUCCAAUGACGUGGACAAAGAAGUGGAAUUUACCCUGACACAGGUAAAAACGAAGAAGCGCGCUAUCCGGCUCCGCAGACUCAAUCGAAUUUCUGAGCAGGUUUUGCUAGAACAAAAGAAACGACAGGAGCAAGAGGAGCUGCGGAGGCAGAAAAUGGAGGAGAUGAAACAGGAGCUGGAGAGGAAAAAGAGAGAAGAGGAGGAGAGCCGUUUGGAGGCGGAGCGGAAGAAAAAAGAGGAAGUGGCUGCAGCUUUGGCUGCUGCUCGAGACAAGUUGACUCCUCUGGGCUUCAUGAUGCGUGGGCCAGAUCCAGAUGAAGUUAGUAAAGACCGUUUCAAUGGCACUGUUCUAAAGGCCAUUUGCAAACAGCCUCCAAAGGAAAUCAAGAAGGAACCAGAGGAUCCAGAAUCAGAAACCGCCCAAAACGGAACCCCUCAGCCUGUGGUAAAAAUCAAGGUGGAGAAGGAGGAACCAAUGGAUGUGCCUACUAAACAAGAGAAAGAUGAAGAGAAGGAGGUGAAGGAGGAGAAAAAGGAGGAUAUGAUGUUGAGACCGGACAUUGGGCUGCUGGUGAUGACAGUAGAUGGACAGCAGAAGAAACUCUCUUUUGAACGCAAAGACCUACUGACACGGGCCACUAUGCUGGUCGGAGACAAGGUACGUUUUAACAUUGCAACUCGACAAGAGACCAAAGAGGAAAGAGCGGCCUACGUAGAGAUCCUCAGCGAUUCAUUUGUGGAGUCUGCAGAGGAACGACAUAAUGGCAUUGUGAUUGAGUUUUGUGAAGACUCGGGCUUGAUCAAAUGCAGCCAGAGCUCCCAGCUGUACUUCCACUUCUCUGAGGUCAUUGAGAGGAAGAAACUGGAGCUGAAUGAAAAGGUGGAAUUUAGCAUUGUGCCGCAUGAAACAUUGGAAGGCGAGCAAAGGGCGAUCCGGAUUAAACGUUACACUGAAAGCAUGUUUCUCCCCGUGAAGAAAUUGUCUGGAGUCACUGCCAACAAGCCCAAGCCAAUGACCAUCAAGCUGUCCAUGCCUUCUGAAGAAGAGAGAAAGAAGGCAGAGGCAGAAAAACUUAAGGAAAAACUAAAGAACCUGAGAACACAGGACAGUAAGAGCCGCAUUGCAAGCAGCCGCCACCGCUCCAGGUCCAAGAGUCAAGAGAGGGAUAAGUUUGGACGAGUGAAGUCAAAGCGCAGCUCUAGCAAAGAUCGCCACAGCCGAGACCGCUCCAAAAAACGCUCCAGGAGCAGAGACAGAUCCAGAAGGCGCUCCCGUAGCAGAGAGCACUCACGGAAACGCUCCAAGAGCUCCAGCUCCAGCAGGAGUCGCAGCAGAAGUCCAGAGAGAAGUCGAGACAAGAGCAGAGAACAUUCUAGAAGGAGCACCUACAGCCGUGAGAGAGAGGAAUACAGGCGCAGGCGCGAGUCAAGUCCCCGACCCCCACGCCACGUGGACGACGAACUGGCUCGGAAGAAAAGGGAACUAGAAGAACUCAAUGAGAUGAUUGCAUACAAGAAGGCUUUGGUGGAGCCCAGGGGCAUGGAGCCCAGCAUCAGGGAGCCCAGGGUCAUGGAGCAAGGAGGGAAGACCUGCAUUGACUAUGAGCAUGGCAGGAGAGCUGUUCCUCUGAAAGAGUUCAAACCAGUGGCUCCAGAAUACCCCCCUCCCAAACCUUAUGGGGACCCAUACUAUGACCGGGAAUACGAUGUGUAUAGGGAGCGGCGCUAUGCAGAUCCUUAUGCAGACAGGUAUGGUGAUCCGUACUAUGACCGCCGCCGCUAUGGAGAGCCAUCUUAUGAGGACAGACUCUACCCUGAGCCUCCUUAUGGUGAACCUUCCAGGCGCUACACUGACCGCUAUGAUGUGUACAACCCAUCCCCUGAGAGUCGCUACCUUGAUCCAAAAUAUCCACCAGGACCACCAGGACCACCUGGACCACCAGGACCGGGACAACUUUAUUGUGACGAUCCCUACCGCAGAGCGCCUCUAGAUCACAGUCCUGUACCACAGGAGAUCCUUACUCCCUCCGGGCCUCCCUUCAGACCACCAUCUCCAGAAGAUUCUCCUCCGAAGAGCCCUCCUCCUAAACAGCAGUCCCCACCGCCUCCAGUUGAAAAGCCUCCAUUAGAUCGGUUCCUUGACAUGCUUCACAAGAAGAAGGUUACCCAAGAGAGAUAUGUCAGCCCACCCAAAGAUGAGUUGCUUCCACAUGAGAGAGCACUACAAGAAGGCGCCACAGGUUUCUCUCAAAUCCUUGGACUGCCUGAAGUAAAACCCACCAGAAGUAUCUCACCCCCAAAACCCAUCAAACCACCAAGUCCUCCACCCAAAGAGCCAGAGAAGACAGAACCCUAUGACAAGAUCCAGAAUCUUCUGCGAACUAUUGGGCUGAAAUUCACCUCAGAUGACAUGACCAAACUCCGAACACAGGCUGGAAUAAUAUCGUCUGCUCCCAAGUCAGCUUCUUUGGAGAGGGAGGUCCAGCGAGCGGGCUCCAGCAGAACAGGUUCUAUGGAACGCCUUCACUCUUCAUCUCCAGUCAGAUCAGCGAGUUUGGAACCUGUCCGGAAGUCAGUCAAUGAAUAUGAAAGCUUUCUGGACCAACAGGAGUUAGAAGCUCUGCAGAAAGCUCAACAAAUGCAAAGUCUGACACGCUCCAUCAGUGAGGGCACGCCACCUCCCAGACCACCUCCAGGGCCCCCUCCUGCCCAGUACCAGCGCCCCCCGGUCCCAGACAGCUGGGAUGUCCAUAUUCCUCAAGCUUUUUCCAAUUCCAACAACCAGGCAUCUUAUCUGGAUAGUGCUUCUAAAGCUCCUCCUGGACCUCCUCCUGGACCCCCACCCAAACGUGCUGCAUCCCAAGCCCCACCAGGACCUCCGCCCGGGCCCCCUCCCAAACGGCAAGCUGGACAGGCCCCUCUCCUUUCGACACUGUCGUUCCUUGGACAGGCCACUUCUCAGAGUGCUCCUUCUGCUACUCAGGCACCCGGCCAAAGUUCUACCGACCCAGCCAUCUCCACCACUGUAGCCCGCUGCCUCCAAGUCAUCGAGACAGUCAGGACCCUGGCUCAGCCGCCAGCCAAACCAGCCAAAUCUGUGCAGUUCAAUUUACCCUCCGAGUCCAGCACCCAGGUCAUCGAGAGUGAGGAGGACAUCAAGAGUGUGCAGAAGGAGAAGUUGGAUCUGUAUAAUCAGCGAAUACUGGAGAAGAGGGAGCUGGACAAGAAGAAGUAUCUGGAGUCUCGAAAAACCCCAGACAAGAAUAAGGACGGCACAGCUGUGGUCCCAGCAAAGCCACAGAGUGUGGAGCAGAGGAACGUGUGGAUCUGUGGACACUCAUUGAUUUACUGGGCUGAGUCCCGAGCUAAAUCCCCAGAGGUGGGCAUGCAGCUGGGUAUGGACCCCAGCCAUGUCACCCUUUGGUGGAGGGGCACCCAGGGCAUGACCUGGUCACAGCUGCUGCCCCAACUGCAUCAGCUCAAAGUACUGUGGCCCAACCCCGACGUGCUCAUCGUCCACCUGGGGGGUAACGACCUUAACGACAGCCCCACAGACCUUCUGACGGCCGUGCGCAGAGAUUUAGCUUCCAUCAGGAGCAUCUUUCCGCACUGUCUUCUGGUCUGGUCCCACAUCUUGCCGCGUCGUGUUUGGAGACAUUCCAGCGACAGUCAGGAGGUGGACCUGGUGCGCACCACAGUGAACCGACGCAUUCACAGUGUGGUCACAGAGCUAGGGGGCGUGUCCUUAUCGCACGAUAACAUCCGGUGUGGCGCCAACACGGGUCUGUACCGCGCUGAUGGAGUGCACCUCAGUCCUAAAGGGAUCGAUGUGUUUAACCUCAACCUGCAGGACCUCCUGGAGAAAUGGGACCAGGAGGUAAACAAGCUCCAGUAGGUUCUUUACUGAGGAUGCUAAGAUGGAACAGCUGGAGAGGCUCUGAUCUGCUGGGUUUAGUCAGAAUUUAGGCCAGUCAUUUUAGCACUGCUAGUGCAACCUGUGUGUGAGAAUAGAACUGUGAUCACAGCUAGAGCUGAUGUUAUUAGUAAGCUCUGUCUUCAGUCUUAUCUCAUGCAUGUGUAAAAUUAUGUUUGAAUUAUUAGAUUGUUAAAAAUGUUAGAAUCAUAGACUGUAUAAAAGAAGAGGACUAAGAGAGUGUGACGUCACCCACAGCGUUCAGCGCCGCUCAAACGAGGCUCGCGAUGUUAACUGUUAGAUGAGUGAAUCUGAAGCCAGGCUCUAUGUUAUGAAAAGGAUUUUUUUGACUGACAAAAUAGUGAACAACAAAUUCAGGGUCGUGUGUCGCGUUUUAAUACAGACAUUUUAAGACCAAAAUGAUGAGGCUCAGUGCAGCAGGUAGAGAGAGAGGAGGAGGAGUCAGUUGGAGCCAGGGUCAGGGGGAGCUGGAAGAGCCUCCUGGCGAACUUCCUAUUUGACACACGGCGGAUCGAGCGUUAGCUGUGUCCCGCACCAGGACCAGCAGACAGUGGUCCUCCAGUCAAUCCAUUCUAGCAUUACUCAAAUCUUGAUACUUCUGCUGCGUUAGUUAGAGAAAACUUUGGGCUUGUGCAGUUUGUCAUUUUGUUUGCGGAUAAUUUACUCAAAUACACUUUUUCAAUCUAGUUCACUUAACAUGUACUUUUAAAAUGUAGUUCUUUAUUUGGAGCUCAUAAGUCAAAAGUGUUCGGAUUUAAAGCUAAUUUCUCAUUUCUUUAUAUUUACUGUUUCACAGUGGCUCUGAGUAAAUAAAUUCUUUUAAAUAAACCUGUUUGUGGUGUGUCAUUAAUGGGAAGUAACAUGUUUGCCUGUUUAGGAAGAGCAUUAAUUGGUGCAAAUUUGGAAUCUGAAGCUAAUAAAGGCCCAAACCAGCCUAUAAUGGUACAUGAGACUAAUGCCCCACUUUCAUAGAAGAGAUGUCCAUAAGAUUUUCUGAAUCAUCAUCUUGACCACCACUUCUAGAUCAACUUGCCUGGGUAAAGUUUGAGCCCUCAGGUUAAUUCACUUCAUAUUCUUUUUAAAGAUAGUCAGGAGACUGAUGUAGCAUCUUAUUUGGAAACCUUGCACAUUAAUACAAAGAAGAAUUGGCCUCUGAUUUAAGACAAAUGAUCACUACUUUCCAACUUUUGAAUGUUACAACAGCAUUUUAUAUAGUGUUAAUGCAAUAUUUGGAUUCAUUUUGUAAAUCCACUCCUGUUCAAAUGAUAUGUUGUAGUUAGCAUAAUUUAUUGAUUCAGUUCAGUUACUUUGAAUGUUUUUUCAUAAAUGUGUUAUUUGACCAUAACAUUUUUCUUCUAAAUAAC
Boleophthalmus pectinirostris (great blue-spotted mudskipper) is the source of this 7909-nucleotide messenger RNA. RefSeq lists its product as uncharacterized. The transcript is spliced from 22 exons. Lineage: Eukaryota; Metazoa; Chordata; Actinopteri; Gobiiformes; Gobiidae. The coding region runs from base 522 to 6506 and encodes 1994 amino acids. The record is from RefSeq and is a predicted model, not a curated record.